Mollisia scopiformis is the source of this 840-nucleotide messenger RNA. RefSeq lists its product as uncharacterized. The transcript has 5 exons. The record is from RefSeq and is a predicted model, not a curated record. Lineage: Eukaryota; Fungi; Ascomycota; Leotiomycetes; Helotiales; Mollisiaceae. The annotation marks the transcript as partial.
GCCGAGAACCAUGGGUACCAACUUCGCAUUAUAGCAAUCAUUUGCUAUAUUCUCGCUUUCGUGGGGGUGGCGUUACGGUUUUAUGUUAGGAAGUGUGUAGUUGGCAGGUUAGAGAUUGAGGAUUGGUUGAUGGGUGUUGGUCUUGGACUUUAUACGAUGUACAUCUCCUUCGUAUUUGUAGGCUUACAUUACGGGACUGGACAGCACGAUCGAGAUUUACCAGAUCAAGACGUCGUUAUGGCCGUCAAGUAUUGGUAUUUCUGCGAAUGGGCAUACGUCCUCACCACCACAACCAUCAAAUACGCCGUAGGAGUCUUCUAUCUCCGCAUCAUGAUCCGGCCCUGGCAAACCCUGCUCGUAAAACUCGUCAUGGUGGCCGUUAUCCUCUUCGGCAUCGCCUACUUCGGCUGCGUCGUCGCGCAAUGCGUGCCCGUUCCCUUCAUCUGGCAUCGCUUCUCCCCUUCCUCCACAUAUCACGGCUCCUGUCUUCCCGACGCCGUGAUCGUAUGGGGAACGUAUCUUCACUCGAUUCUAAGCGCAAGUGCGGACUGGACGCUUGGGUUGCUGCCUAUUUCGCUACUGUGGAAUGCGAAGAUGGGAUGGGGGACGAAAGUUAUGAUGAGUUUGGUACUUGGACUGGGGGCGAUUGCUAGUACAUCGACAUUAGUACGAUUAAGUGUUAUACACACCAUUAUUGAUUUGGAUGAUUUUCUUUUAGCAAUAUGGUCCACCAUCGAACCAGGCGUCGCCCUCCUAGCCGCCGGUCUCGCGACCAUCCGACCCUUACUACGCUCCCUCUUCCCAACUCUCUUCUCGUCAUCCCUGAUCCUCGAAAUUCCU